AUGUUCGUCUUCCGUCGGGAUGACCUCCCAGCAGACCCUGAAUUUCCAGCCCAGCUGGACAAACUGGGAUACUUCAUCAAUGACAAGGACCAGAUCCGCAAGAUCUCUGACCCCGAGCAGGAAUUCCAGUUCAAAAUCAACAAAAAUCCAAGAUGGAACGAGCGGCAGAGGGAAGUGAUGAACGUUUGCAUCCGCCAAGUUGUCCUGUCUCGUCUACGUGCUCUCGGCCUAACAACCUUGAAACUCCCGCUUCUUUCUACGCCUGGUGAUCCCCAUGUCCCAGUCCUGGUCUCCUCGAACCUGUCGACCGCGUCCAGAGUUAUCGUCGUGCUCGGUGAGCCUGUGCAGGACUUGGCCAUCUGGGCAUACCGCAGCGUCGGCACAGAGGGCAUCGACAUCGGCUCCGCAGUGCGCUUUGCCCGUGCCGUUCUUCAUUCAGGCCAUUCUUCACGUCCAAAAACUGGCACGGACAAAACCGCUUCUACCCAGACAGUCCCCAACCACUCCGAUACGGCGCUUGUCCUAGCGAACACCGGCCAAUUGAUCUGGCACUGCGGCUCGCAGAGCGCAAUGACGCUACAGUCAUGGCUGGCUCUGCCUCGUGCAUCGGCCGUGGACACACCGUUAACCAUGACACACCGGAACAAGAUACCCAAGAAUGGCGAUUGGCAGGAACAUAUCAACUGCGUGUUUGACGAAAUUCUGGCCCCCGGGAGUCGUAUUGUUCGCGUAAAUGCGCAGAUUCAGAUCGUGGGUAUCGCGGACGGUGGACUGGGCGCGAUUAGGUAUUUGGCUGAUCGUUGGGAAACUUGGCACACACGCAUCAACUCCAUCUGCCUAACCAACCCUCUCCACCUCACUCACCUAGAGCUCAGCACCAACACAGAUAUCGAUGUCAAUGUCGAUGUCGACUCCGCCACUGCCGCACCCACCUCUCCUACCUCUUCUUUCCCUGCUUCUUCCUCCUUCGCAACCUUCAUCGCUACCCGUUGCCGCGCCUACGUCCUGUCCGAAGAACCACUCGGCCUGCCCGUCCCUGGCGCCGCCGAACACGGCUGCAACUGCUUCUCGUCCGGCGAGGCGUUGAACGUCGAGUGUAUCUUUCCGCGUGCCUGCGAUGCCAUGCUGGCGUGGCUUGAUAAGACUUAUCGGGAACCGGAGUUCUGUGAGUCGGCAUAUGAGGUGGUGGAGUUUGAUGGGGAGGAUGGGGAGUUGUCCGCUGGGGGUGGGGUGGAGGUUGUUUCCACGGGCUCGGCCUAA
This is a messenger RNA of Aspergillus melleus, 1260 nucleotides long. RefSeq lists its product as uncharacterized. NCBI's taxonomy places the organism in Eukaryota, Fungi, Ascomycota, Eurotiomycetes, Eurotiales, Aspergillaceae. Gene Ontology annotation, molecular function: siRNA binding. Gene Ontology annotation, biological process: regulatory ncRNA-mediated heterochromatin formation. Gene Ontology annotation, cellular component: nucleus. The transcript has 4 exons. The coding region runs from base 1 to 1260 and encodes 419 amino acids. The record is from RefSeq and is a predicted model, not a curated record.